This is a messenger RNA of Closterium sp. Yama58-4, 2268 nucleotides long. The record is from the annotation of a GenBank genome assembly. Lineage: Eukaryota; Viridiplantae; Streptophyta; Zygnematophyceae; Desmidiales; Closteriaceae.
AUGGCAUUAGCCCCUUUCCUUAGCCACCUCAAAGCCAUGGUUUCUCCCGCGCGCGCCGAUCCGCCCUUCCCCCUGGAGCGCCUCCCCGACGACGUUCUCGCGCUCGUCUUCCGCGCGCUCGCGCAGACCUCCUUCCGCCACGCGCUCGUUUCCAAGCGCUGGCUCCGCCUCGCCACGUCCGCGCUCUCCCACUUGACCAUUCGGCAUCGGGAUCUAUCGACGCAAGAAAUACUACGCGAUUCUGAGCACUCGCGCAACGCUCAGCUUGCGUGGCUUCCGCUUCCACGCCUGCUUUCCGCGCUGCGCCGCUUCCCCGCCCUCACGCACGUGUCGCUGGGCGAGUUUUCCAUCGUAUCCGCCGACGGCGACGCGCUCUUUCAAUGCCUGGCCGCCACGUGUCCGUUCCUGAGCUAUCUAACGGUGGAGCAUCAGUUUCGCAUGGCGGUUACUGUAGACGGCCUCGAGUCGCUCUUCCGUGGAUGCCGCAAGCUAAGGGACCUCCGGCUCCUCACCAUCGACGGCCUCCCGCAUCUCCCGGCGUCCCUCUCGCUCCUGACAGAUCUCCAAACCCUCCACGUGUGCGCUCAUCCGCGCUAUGGCGAAGACUCGUUACAGGAGCUCAUUUCGCCGCGCGAGAGCAUCGGCGCGCUGCAGCAGCUGCGGGAGUUGCGGAUCCGCGCGGGAGCGAGCUUCCAGGGGCUGGGGGAGAGCGUGGGUCUCCUGAGGAACCUCCGCAAGCUGAGUAUCAGUACUUGCUUCGCUAGAACCAUCACGAAGCUUCCCGACGCGAUUGGUGACUUGGCUCGGCUGGAAACCCUAGAAAUCGAACAAGGUGAGCUCGAGAGCAUUCCGGAAUCCUUCCAACUGCUGACUGGGCUGAAAGCACUAUUUAUUCAAUCAAAGAAUGUACAGAGCCUGCCCGAGAAUGUUAUGGCUGGGUUGACGCAGCUGCAAUCUCUCUCCCUCCACGAAUGCAAUGCCCUUGAAAUUCUCCCAGAGAGCAUCUGCUUCCUCCCUCUCUCCUCCCUCUCCAUCUCCUCCUGCUCCUCGCUCAACUCACUUCCACACCACAUCGGCGCCUUGUCCCAUCUGCUAACUCUAAAGCUCCUCUACCUCGAUAACAUCCGUGCUCUGCCCGAAAGCCUGAGUAAUUUACCCCAGUUAAAAACGCUCGAGAUGGACCUGCCCACGCUGCAACAUCUGCCGGAGAGAUUGUGUGAAAGCAGCCUUUCAUCGAGCCUGGAAAAGCUGAGCCUGACCAACUGUUAUCAACUAAAGAAGCUUCCUCCCUCCCUUUACAAACUGACUCGUUUAGAGUCCCUCCAUAUCGAGUCAUGCUCCGAAAUAAACUCCCUGAAGCCGCUCACCCCUGCAAACCAUCCUGAAGGUUCCGGAAGUGGGCUGGAAUCGUUGAGUCCGAUUGAAAGGGUGAUUAUUGCUGCACUCUGCACUGCUGCAGUCUUUGCUGUCAUGCUUCUCAUCUCCCUGCCGCUGCUCACCGUGCGAGGCCUCAUAGGACCGUCCUCUGCUGCCGUGCUUGCUUUCAUCGGCACGAGAAGUGGCAGUCUUCUCGUCGUCGUUGCAUCGCUGCUUCUGGUUGUGGUGCUGCUGCUCAUCUCUCUGGUACCCAGUGCGUGGCUCUAUCCUGCCAUGCUGCUUGCUGCCGCACUGCUGGUGUUCCUGUUCCUAGAUACCGUUACCUCUGCCCCAGGCCCUGCUUCUGCUCCUGACGUUGUCGCUGCCUCUGCCCCUCCCCCUGCCCCCACCUGCGUUUCAAUCCCUAUCUCUGAUUCUGCGACGAACACCACGGAACAACAUCCGGGACUAGUUUCCCUCACCAUAUUGAAAGUUUCUGACUGCCCGAUGAUCUCCUCCCUCCCAGAAAACUUCUCCUUCCCUGCCCUGCACACGCUCACCCUGCAUUCCCUGGGCAAUUUGGAAAAUUUCCUGGACUUAUCCAGCAGGCAGCUGCCCCAAUUGCAGCAUCUGGAAUUGGAAGGGGUGGGUGCUGAGGCUGAUCCAUGGCUGCUUGACUGCCUUCCCGGUGUCCGAUUAAGGAGAAUGCGAUGGUUGCUGCGAGUCAAAACUCUGUUUGUGCUUCUGCAUGUGAUGGAAGCGUUGCUGCAGCUGGCUGUGUUGCUGGUAAGGGCAGGUUGCUCAGGGCUGCAGGGUGCUUGCACUUGGUCGGCUGGUCUUGCAUGCCGAUCGUGCAGGCGAGCAUACAGGUGGUGUGUUGGGGAGGUGGAAGAAAAAGCCCGCUUGUUGUGA